Messenger RNA from Teleopsis dalmanni, 1929 nucleotides. RefSeq names its product guanine nucleotide-binding protein-like 3 homolog. The record is from RefSeq and is a predicted model, not a curated record. Gene Ontology annotation, cellular component: nucleolus. The coding region runs from base 84 to 1856 and encodes 590 amino acids. Gene Ontology annotation, molecular function: GTP binding. Lineage: Eukaryota; Metazoa; Arthropoda; Insecta; Diptera; Diopsidae. The transcript has 6 exons.
CGCUGUUAUUAACUGUAGGUCCAGCUUCACGUGUUUUAAAUUUCGUUAGUCUAUUCGCUUGGUUGUGCUUAUUUUUCAGAAAAAUGGCUUUAAAACGUUUAAAAACAAAAAAAUCAAAACGCCAGACAGGACGGUUGAAGCACAAAAUUGAGAAAAAAGUACGUGAACACAAUAGAAAGAUACGUCGCGAGGCUAAGAAGAAUCCCAAAAAAGGCAGUAAAAAACAGAAGUUGAUACAGAUACCAAACAUAUGUCCAUUUAAAGAAGAUAUACUUAAGGAUGUGGAAGAGGCUAAGAAGCGUCAGGAAGAAGAACGACAAAAGCGACGUGAAGCCUAUAAACAAGAGCGUGACCAAAACAAAUUUAAAACAUUGGAAGCACUUGCGGGCGAUGCCGAUAUGCGUGGUAACGUGCACUCAGUUUUUCAUGAAAACGAUCAAAUAGUUGAUGAAAAACAGUAUAAAAGUGCUAGCACAAAGGAGCAAUCUUUAAAGCAAUAUUUUAAGGAAUUCAAAAAGGUGUUAGAAAAUGCUGAUGUUGUUUUGGAGGUGGUAGAUGCUCGUGAUCCACUUGGUACACGCUGUAAUGAGGUAGAACGUGCUGUGCGUGCAGCAACAGGCAACAAACGCCUUGUGCUUGUUUUAAAUAAAGCAGAUUUAGUGCCUAAAGAAAAUCUAAAUAAUUGGUUAAAAUAUUUCCGUCGUUUGGGACCUGUAACAGCUUUUAAAGCAUCCACACAAGAUCAGACCUCGAAAUUGGGACGUCGAAAACUGCAUCAGAUGAAGACCGAUAAAGCUAUGCAAGGAUCAGUUUGUGUUGGCGCUGAAUUAUUAAUGUCUAUGCUUGGAAAUUAUUGUAGAAAUAAGGGUAUCAAAACAUCAAUUCGUGUUGGUGUUGUAGGUAUUCCAAAUGUAGGCAAGAGUUCUAUUAUAAAUUCAUUAACACGCGGCAAAACUUGCUCCGUUGGCUGCACACCGGGUGUUACAAAGGCUAUGCAAGAAGUUGAACUGGAUUCAAAAAUAAAACUUAUAGAUUGCCCGGGUAUUGUGUUUGCAAACUCUUCCAAAACUGAUAUACCAGUCGUCCUCAAGAAUGCUCAACGCGUUGGAGAUGUUAAAGAUCCUUUCACCAUAGCAGAAAGUGUUUUGAAACGUGCUAGUAAAGAAUAUUUUUGCAAAUUAUAUGAUUUAACUGGCUACGACACCUUUGAGGAAUUCUUCGCCAAAAAAGCUGCACGUAUGGGUAAAUUCUUGAAAAAAGGAGUACCGGACGUUGUAGCAGCUGCUCGUAGUGUUCUCAAUGAUUGGAAUACAGGAAAAAUAAAAUAUUGUACUCAACCACCAGAAAUUCAUAGUACAAAUGAUGUACACGUAAGCGCUUCAAUAGUCCAUGAAGAAGCCAGGGAAUUUGAUGUGGAUAACUUUGAAGCUAUGGAAACAGAUAUUCUUGAUAAUUGCGAUGUUAAACUGGAAGAUGUAAUGGAAAUUGCCACAGCGGGUCCUGUUGAAUAUAAACCGCCAAUGGAUGACGAUGACGACGAUGAUGAUGAUGAUGGUGAAAAAGUCGAAGACACGCAAAAAACCAUUAUUGAUGAAAAGGAACUACCAAAUAAAAGCAGAAAGAGAAAGAUGGAUGAAAGUGAAAAAAAAGAAAAACCUGAUCCAGCUAUGAGCUUAAAAGGUAAUCAAACUAUCAACAAAAAUAUCAAACAGAAUUUGAAAAAGAAGAAGAAACAAAAUGUGCGUAAUGAGAAAAAGGUUUCACAUAUAUCCGACGUCCUGGAUAACUUCAGCCUAAACACUGCGCAUGAUAAUGACGAUAAAUAUGAUUUUGAUGAAGACUACGUCAUAGAGUAGUAAAUUUGGGUUUCGUCUUCAUUAUAGCUGUAAAUUGUUGAUAGAAUUAAUAAAUUUAAGUUUAAUCAAAAAU